AAUAAAACAAGGUUAGCCUACUAUCAAUAUAACAAGGAAGAUCCAGAAUUGAAGCCGUAUAAUCAAGAGAAAUUAUUCAAGUAUUAUGAUUUCAUUGUUGUUGGUGGUGGUUCAGCUGGAGCAGUUGUUGCGAACAGACUGUCUGAAAAUCCAGACUGGAAGGUUCUUCUUCUUGAAGCUGGUGGAGAUGAAUCUGAGAUAUCAGAUGUUCCUGUUUUAGCUGCUUAUCUCCAGCUGGGUAGAAUGGACUGGAAAUAUAAAACUGAACCGCAACCAGGUGUUGCCUGUCUGGGGCAUACUAACCAGCGGUGCAACUGGCCACGCGGAAAGGUCCUUGGAGGGAGUUCGGUCCUGAAUUAUAUGCUCUAUGUUAGAGGAAAUAGGAAGGAUUAUGAUGGUUGGGAGUCACAGGGUAACCCUGGUUGGGGGUAUGAAACUGUGCUUCAUUAUUUCAAAAAAUCGGAAGAUAAUAGGAAUCCAUACCUAGUGCAGACUAAAUAUCAUUCUUCUGGUGGAUAUCUAUCUGUUCAGGAGGCUCCCUGGAGGUCUCCCUUGGCCACUGCCUUUGUAUCUGCUGGAGAAGAAAUGGGAUACAAAAAUAGAGAUGGAAAUGGAGAAUUUCAAACCGGUUUUAUGAUAGCUCAGGGAACUAUACGUCGAGGUUCAAGAUGUUCAACAGCUAAAGCAUUCUUGAGACCUAUACGAGACCGGAAAAAUCUUCAGAAAAUGAAUUUAAUAGAUCCUCUAAUUUUGUAUAAACUCUACGUUUUUCAGAUCCUUGUUGAUAAUAAGAACACUGCCUUUGGUAUAAAAAUGAAGAGAGGAGGUCAAAUAUACACUGUUCUAGCUAAGAAAGAGGUUAUUCUAUCUGCGGGAACGUUGAACUCCGCUCAACUUCUUAUGCUAAGCGGUAUAGGACCUCAGGAACAUUUAAGAGACCUAGGUGUUCCUGUAUAUCAAAAUCUGCCAGUGGGACUUAAUUUACAGGAUCAUUGGGGAACUGGAGCACUUGCCUUUACAGUAGAUCAUCCAGUUUCUAUAGUGCAACCUCGUAUUGAGAAUAUUCCAUCAGUUUUAAAGUAUGCUGCAUUUGGAACAGGUCCUUUUACUGUCAUGGGAGGUGUUGAGGGAUUGGGUUGGGUGUCAACGAAAUAUGUCAACAGGUCUGCAGACUGGCCGGAUAUUGAGUUUCAUUUUGUGUCCGGAAGUCCUGCCUCAGACGGUGGACGACAAAUCCGAAAGGCCCAUGGCAUAUCUGACAAAAUGUGGGAAAUGUUUAAACCUUUAAUCCACAAGGAUGCUUGGUCUGUUAUACCAAUGAUUCUCAGGCCAAAGUCUCGUGGAAGAAUAAUGCUUAGAAGUACAAAUCCAUUUGAUAAACCUCUAAUUUAUGCUGGAUAUUUUACACAUCCCGAAGAUAUAAAGGUUCUUGUUGAAGGCGUAAAGAUUGUUAUAGCGAUGGCUAAAACUAACGCAUUCUUAGCAUAUGGAACAAAAUUUUACGAUCAAGUAAAAAUGCCAGGCUGUGAGGCUUUAGAAUCCUGGUCAGAUGAGUACUUUGAGUGUCUGUGCAGACAUUAUACAGCAACCAUAUACCACCAUUCAGGAAUAGCUAAGAUGGGGCCCCCUUCAGACCCUGGGGCUGUUGUUAAUCAUGAGCUAAAGGUGUAUGGUGUGCCUCGGCUUCGUGUAGUAGAUGCUAGUAUUAUGCCAACAAUAGUUUCAGGAAACACCAACGCUCCAACGAUUAUGAUUGCUGAAAAAGCAAGUGAUAUGAUUAAAGCGGAUUGGGGAUUCUACCAGGAUAGUUUACAUCAGGCUGAGAAGAAUCACGUUAGAAGACGAUCUACUGGAGACCAUAUCAGGAACUGGCCGGUCAAACUCAACAUUACAACAAAAUAUCUUACUGAGAUAUAAAUAUACAGCACUUAUUUUA
This is a messenger RNA of Eurytemora carolleeae, 1936 nucleotides long. RefSeq names its product glucose dehydrogenase [FAD, quinone]. The annotation marks the transcript as partial. Gene Ontology annotation, molecular function: oxidoreductase activity, acting on CH-OH group of donors; flavin adenine dinucleotide binding. The record is from RefSeq and is a predicted model, not a curated record. The transcript has 25 exons. NCBI's taxonomy places the organism in Eukaryota, Metazoa, Arthropoda, Copepoda, Calanoida, Temoridae.